Colletotrichum navitas is the source of this 2980-nucleotide messenger RNA. RefSeq lists its product as uncharacterized. The record is from RefSeq and is a predicted model, not a curated record. The transcript is spliced from 6 exons. Lineage: Eukaryota; Fungi; Ascomycota; Sordariomycetes; Glomerellales; Glomerellaceae. Bases 90 to 2903 code for a protein of 937 amino acids.
CUUCUUAUCUUUCCAACCUCCACCUCUCCUCACUCCACCUUACCCUUCAACGAGACCCUUCUUGCAACCUUGCUUGCUCAUUGGCCACCAUGGCAGACGCACCUCAGCCCGUCGUCCUCCAUGACACUGCCGAGCGUGUCAAGGCAAAGGAGGAAGCUCGUGAGAAAGGCAUGAACCUGCUUCAGAAACUCAAAAAACUCCUGCAUGACGAUCCAGCCGGGCGGGGCCUAGAACGCUUGGAGGAUUGGAAUGGAAAUCUAGAUGUCCUGAAAGACAGCAUCAAGUCGCGCGAGAUUCUAGUUGGCGUUGUUGGGGAGACAGGACUCGGCAAAAGUUCCCUGAUCAAUGCACUCCUUGGGUGCCCAAUUGUGCCCACCAGCAAUUCCGAGGCUUGCACAGCGGCCGUCUGUAUCUUUGGAUGGAACUAUGACAUCACAGAUGGGAAGAACUUCAGAGGAAAUAUUACUUUCAAGAGUUACGAGACUGUCGAAGCUGAACUCGACGCGCUCAAGGCCGAGCUGGCGGAUCUUGAAGAUACUCGCAAAGCCCACGGAGAUGACCCAGACCCCGAAUACAAUGAUCGAUGCGCCCAGGCCACCAGGCAAGUCAAAAACGUUGCCAGCUGGUCUGGACUUACACAAGAUCUGGUCCGAAAAUCAUCUCCGGAACAGAUCAUUCGAAGCUCGCCUGCCUUCUACACUGUUUUCAGAAAUAGGAGAGGCGACAUAUCGGACAAAACCUUCAAGCCUCUCAAGGCUGUGUCGAGAGAGAAUUUCAUCGAUCUUCUCACGCCCUAUGUGGCCAGCUCGACGGGCAAGCUUUCGGGGACACAAUACUGGCCUCUGGUUGAGCAGGUAGAGAUCUUUCUCCGGUCUGAAAUCCUCCGUCACGGAAUCAAGCUCGUUGAUCUGCCCGGUGUCAUGGAUGCCCUGGAAUCGCGUGCCCAGAUCGCGCGGGACUACUCCGAGCGCCUCGAGAAGAGAAUCGUUGUGACGCCAGCAAUAAGAGCUGCCGACAAUAGAGCAGCUGCAGAGCUCCUCUUGUCAGAGCAAGAAACCUUGGUUUUGGACAUGAACGACAUGUUGAAGCCUGAUUCGCUCUGUGUGGCCAUCACCAAGAUUGAUGACAUUGAUUGCGAUUCCGCAGAAAAGGAGUUUCCUACAGAUGACAUUCGCAGAAUUUGCCGUGAACUCAAAGACCGCGAAGAACGCGAGGGAGAUGACUCAGGCGAGGACGAUGGUCAUGGUCACCACGACGAUGUCUAUCAGACUGGUGAGAAACGACGAAGAGGCAACGAUGCACUGACACGAAAGGUGAGACAGAGAAGCGAGUCGGUUAAGCCUGGAUAUGGCAAUGACUACCCAGAUGUACACACAGAAGAACUCAAAUCUAUGCUCAAGGCACUCUGCAUCCAAGAGCGGAACGCCGAGUUGAAGCAGAAAGUCAAGGACAACCUCCUUGCAACUAGGAAGAAAAACAGGAAGUCCCGAGCGACCUCAGGCACCCUAACAGAGGUGUUUCCUGUUAGCAGCAAGGCAUUCCGAAAAUUCGAAAGGUCGCGCAAAAGACGCAUCAUUGAGGGAUUUCCCAACCAGGAGUCGACCGGCAUCCCGAACCUCAGAUCUUGGCUUGACCAAGUUUCUCUCGAUUACAGAGAGGAGUGGGUUGACAGCGAUAUUCAUCAUCUGCAAGUCCUGUUUGACGCGGCCGAUGGUUGGAAUCAAGAUAAUGAAUUGGGCACCUCCAAGCUCACUAGUGGCGAGAAGAUGAAGCUUGAGAAUAGCAUCUCUCGCCUAAGCAACACUCUUAAGGAACAAAUCAACCAGAAAGUUCGCGUCGCCAUUCAAGGGAAACUUGCUGCUCUGAGACCUCUGCGAGAUACUCCUCUGAAGAGAACGAGUGUAGCCAGGAAGAUGACAAAAGAAGAGCCAAAGCUAGUCAUGGCUGCCAAACUACUCGACCGAGCAGUUGAGGGUUGGGUGAAAAAGAAUCCGCGGGCAAGCGUGACGUCGUUGUCCAGGCACGAGAAGACUCACUGGUCCACCUACAGGGCCUGUGUCAGAAGAAAUGGAGGCCCAUUCAUACGUCCAGCAAGAAACGGACAGCCCAAGUCCACGAUUCACUGGAUGGACGAUGUUUCCCACGCUUUCUGGCAAGCCCAUUUUUCGAGCUGGGCCUUUCAAUUCACGCGUAGAAUUCCAGUCAUUAAAGGCAGCAUCCGAGGGUGCGGGCUGAAGGUCUUCACCACCUGGGUCCAGAAAAUCUUGGAGGACGAAGAAUUGCCGCAGUGUUUCAGAGAUUUGUUGAAGGCAAAUGUAUUCAAGCUGGAUCAUCUCUUCGAGAAAUACAUUGCGGAUGUCCGAGCGCGCGUCAACAAGUUCCAGGAGACAUCCAGGGAGAAAAGAGGUAUCCUGCAGGCAGCAAUGGCAAGUCGCAUGCGACCAGGUUUCGAAGCUGCCAUCCAACACAAAGGUAACGGAUUCAUGAAGAUGCAAACGAAGGCAGUCCGUACACAUGCCAGUGCCGUCGGCUACAACAUGUUUGAGACGGUGCGCAACGACCUUGAGCUGGAACUUGUAGGCGAUAUCAAACAGCUCUCUACCGACGUUGCCAACUAUUGGAAAGACGAGAAGAAGGGCUGUGGUACUCUUAUCAAGAAGGAAAUGACCCGCUUGUCCAAGCGACUUUGCGGGAGGCAAGUUAAACUGACGACAUCGGAGGAAAUCAGCGUCGAGACCAAGAAUUCGCUUUCUGGCAUUAUUGGCGCUUGGCGGUCCGACUGGUACCGAGUCUUCAUCCGUCUCCCGGCGCCGACGCAUCCAUUGGAGGAGUUCGAGAGCAUGGAUGCAGAGGAGGAUCAACAGCCGUUUCUUCCGAACGUGAAAACUGAGACAUUCGAGUAGAACGACUUUCUGGGGAAGUGAUUUGGCGACAACUAUAGGUCGCUGUUUCCGGUUUUUUUCUUUCUUUCUUUUUUUCU